Molecule: messenger RNA, 1248 nt
Organism: Lottia gigantea (owl limpet)
Lineage: Eukaryota; Metazoa; Mollusca; Gastropoda; Lottiidae
Exons: 2
Coding region: 1-1248 (415 amino acids)
Source: RefSeq, a predicted model, not a curated record
AUGGAUUCCCCAUUAUGUACACAGCCAGUCGGUUGUAACUUUCGUUACCAACAAAUCUUGAAAAAGUGCGUCCAGUUCCUGUUUGUAUUUGCUGCAGUGCUGAUUGUUUUCAGCCAUUUUCCAGUCAAACAUCGUUCAAAGACGAUCAAUAAUAUCAUCACAGUCAUUGAAUCUAAAGCUAAAGGUCUUGACAAUGGUGGCUAUGGAAAAUGUCCAAACGUACUGGAAUGGAUGCAGACAGGUAAAUGGAACUUAAAACCAGCCACAUGGAAGCAGAAACGAGACCAAGAGAAAUUCAUGUCCAUUAAUGGAAUCAAUAUUAUGACUCAUACAAGGAAAGAUAACUUAUGUGGAAACGUGUCGGCUGACGGUAUGCAUUACUUCAGGGCCCUGUGUAGUCCAAUCGGACCCAAACCGUGUUGCUACAACAAUGCAUGUCAGUAUAAAACAGUACAAGAAUGUCAAUGCCCAGACUGUUACGAUAUUAGAGAACUGAAGCAUGCCGAACUUGGAACUUGGGAAUCCAAUAAUAAGGACUGUCCAUUGAAGGAGUUUACUGUUGAAGAAGCUUGUGAAAUAGUUCGUGGUUCUCAGAUUCUAUUUAUGGGUGAUUCACUGAUGAGACAUUUUCAUACUGCAAUGAUGUUGUUUUUAUCUGGUAAUUAUGAUGGUGGAGCUUUACAGAAAGGUACCCCACAAUCAAUCAGAGACAAGUGUAAAGGUAUUUUCAUGUAUACAGAAAUAGAAUGUCGUUACUACGUCAGAAACAACGGUGCUGUUUGUGGUGGUACCGCUAACCUGACCAUGGCAUACGUCUUUUUCGCUAAAGAUGUACCAAAGGCUUUGGAUUAUCUUACACGCCAGGCUGACAAACCAAGAUCCAUGGCUAUGAUUGGGAUAGGCCUACACAACUGGCUGAACUUCAAUCUUAUUGAAAGCUUCGUUAAAGGCAUACAUAAGGAGAUGAAGCAUCACAAAUGGCCCAGAAUCGUUUGGCAUGGUCAACAUUACCAGGGCCUGCUGAAAAGUCCCAUUUAUGUCUCCCAAUCCAACGAAAACGUGGCCAUCUUUAACAACAAAAUGAAAGACAUUCUUCCGGAUUACAAUAUGGAUUUUUUUGAAACGUUCAGAAUGACAAAAGGUUUAUUUAGUUUUGAUGGUACGCAUUACGGUAUUGGAGCCAACAGAAUGAAGGCCAUUAUGUUAUUGCAUUAUAUUAAGCAAUUAAAAGAGAGGGGACUUUGGUAG